Magallana angulata is the source of this 3730-nucleotide messenger RNA. RefSeq lists its product as uncharacterized. Gene Ontology annotation, molecular function: mismatch base pair DNA N-glycosylase activity. The record is from RefSeq and is a predicted model, not a curated record. The coding region runs from base 44 to 1963 and encodes 639 amino acids. NCBI's taxonomy places the organism in Eukaryota, Metazoa, Mollusca, Bivalvia, Ostreida, Ostreidae. Gene Ontology annotation, cellular component: nucleus. Gene Ontology annotation, biological process: base-excision repair, AP site formation. The transcript has 9 exons.
AACAAAGCUUCACCGAGUCGAGCACCUGCAGUGCUACCCAGCAAUGAACAAUGCAGACCUUUUUAUGAUGGAAACACCAACAUUUCCACCCAACACAGUCCAAAUGCCUGGAGGCCCCAUGAUGUACCCCCCAGGGUUCACUAUACCAGAUGGCGGACUAAUAAAGCAAGAGCCAGGAGAGAGCAUUCCACAGAAGAAGAAGAGAGGAAGAAAGAAAAAGGAAGAGGGUCAGGAGAAGAUAACAGACCACAUGCCCACAAAGAAGAAGAAACGAGAUAGGUUCAACGGAAUGAGUGAAGACGAGGUCAUGAAAAGAGAGCUACCUGACCACUUGCAUGAGAACCUUGACAUACUUAUUGUUGGUAUAAACCCAGGGUUGUGUGCUGCCUAUGUAGGACAUCAUUAUGCUGGACCAGGGAACCAUUUCUGGAAAUGCUUGUUCCUGUCUGGACUGAUUCCAGAACAGCUUAAUGCUUACGACGACUACAAACUUGUCAAAUAUGGCAUCGGUUUCACGAAUAUUGUCGCCAGGACAACCCGAGGGAGUGCUGAUCUCACAAGGAAAGAAAUAAAAGAAGGAGCCACAAUAUUGUCAGAGAAGGUAAAGAAAUACAGACCAAAAAUAGCUGUGUUCAAUGGCAAAGGAAUAUAUGAAGUAUUUGUGGGUCACAAGAACUUUGCCUUUGGAAAACAACCGGAGCCAUUUGCAGAAACAGAAACGUUGGUGUAUGUGAUGCCGUCCUCAUCCGCCCGAUGCUCACAACUUCCCCGAGCAAUUGAUAAAGUCCCAUUCUACACAGCUUUAAAGAAAUUACGGGACUACCUCCGUGGCGAUCUUGAAAAGCUGGACGACUCAGAGGUUUGCUUCCCGGAUGUUGAGCUUAAGGUUGUUAAGAAAGAACCCAAACCAGAGAAAGUUGAGGAGGAGACUAAGGCUAGUCCUCCACUGUUUGCAGAACAACAUGGUGCCAUGAUGGCUCCACAGCAGAUAGAUCAGGGAAGCUACCCUCAUCCAAACAGUCAAAGUAAUUAUCACCCAAACAACCCAAAUUUUCUUAGCAUUAAGCAGGAGCCUGCAUUCUCCCCUCAGGACUAUGGUGGACAAAUGCCAGGUUGUGCUCAAAAUAACUUUGCAGGUCCUCCCAUUUCUUCUCCUCAAAUGUUUAACGGUCAGUUCUCCCAACCCAACUACUCGCCUCAGCAAAUGUCUCAGCCAGGAGUUAUGCCUCAGGGUAAAGUACAGGGCCCAGGUUUCCAAGGUAACUACCAAUCAGAAGCUUACAGACAACAGGGCUUUCAAGCCAAUCAGGCAUAUAAACAAGCCAUGGCAAUGUCAGCUCAAAUGAACUUUAAUCAGGGAGUUCAGAACUUUCAAAUGAAUGGCCAGUAUGCGAUGUCAAUGUCAUCGUCAUGGACAGGUACAGGGCAGGUUCAGGUCAAGCAGGAGCCACAUGACUGGUCUUCCAACAUUCCAGUGUACAAUCCUCCAAUAGCUCAGGGUAAUGCUUCACAGACACAAUCAAGUAAUCCACUGCAAAUGCUGGAGAAUCUUAGUCAAGGACUCAAUGCAAGCAGUCCCCCAAUCUGUACAAGUAACUCUUAUACAUUAUCUCAGUCACCGCUCCCAUCUAACGGCAACUGUCUUCAAGGCCUACCCAACAGUUUCUAUGGCAAUCAAAGCUAUCCUCAGGGAAAUGGACUGUCUCAGACAACAAAGCAUUGUGGGAAUUCACAAAUGAAUCAUGGGAACAUUCCUGAUGAAGUUCCUCUUCCCCCAAGCCAAAGUCCAAUUCACAUUCCUGAUAUCAUACAGGACUUGCCGACAUCACAUGGGUCUGUGACACCUGUCAAUCAUGGCUGUAAUCCCGCCCACUCACUUGGCAGCCCACCUCCUCAACUUCCCAUAGUUAAAUCAGAGCCAAAAGACUUUGCCACUGAUACCACUUGUCCAUAUUCAAAGUAAUUAUUAGUACAAGUAUUUGGAAGACUUUUCUAAAGUACUGAGAUGAAGAAUAGUCUAAUGUACAUAAUGCAUAGAAAUCAUCAGAAAAAUUUGAACACACAUACAAAAGUUUGGAACUGGGCAUAAAACUAACAGUAUAUUGUGCCAGCAUGAACUGUCACAAGCGCAAAACACAUUUUACUGCUUUUUCUUUUUGGGCUUCCAGUUUUAGGCAGGAUAAACAAAUUGUAAGGUGAUAUAAAUUCUGCCAAUUUCAAUAAUACUGGAUUAUUUUGUGUGGUACACUUCUUACAGAUGAAUGUACAUCUAGAAUUAGACUAUGCUGUAGUACAAUAAUAGUAUUUUAGAAUGAAAAUAAGUUUAGCAGUAAAAUGAUUUUAAAAAAUGGCACAAAACAUAUAAUCUCUUAUAUUCAAAUUCAUCUAUUAAGUAAAUGUAGAGCACUAGAUAUUAAAGAAGCUUGAAAGUUUUUCAAAGCAGGUCCAUCAGCGCUUGUUUUGGUUCAUUGUGUUUUCGGUAGAUAUCCAAGUUACUGAAUCAGCAGUAUUUUAGUCACAUCACAGGUUCUGUAUGCCAGAUAGUUGACUCCUUUUUUGAAGUCAUUUGCCUCUGGUAAUAAGGCAUGGUGUUCCUACAUUAUAAAAUUCCAGCCCUAUCCCAUAGUUUUAAAAAAUAUCGUUUUGUAUCAGAAAGAGAAAAGAAAUAUUGAUCUGAGUGGAAAACACUGCCUGCUGUGUUGUUGAAAAUCAUCAAAGAAUCGUAAGAUUUGUAUAACUUGACCAUUGUGUUGUUACCCAUGUCUUCAUUGCUCUGUUGUCUUGCAGUGGUGAGAUUUAAAUUGAUAUGUUCAUUAAGAUGAUAUUUAUGUAUAUGCUGCUUGCUGGAUUAUUUAAUAUUUAAAGAUAUAUAUACUUGUUGUGAAUUUUAGUUCUUCAUAAAAAUUGAUUAUUUAUUUAUUGUAUGCAACACAGUAAUGAUCUCUUUGGGGUUUUUUUUUUUUACAACAUAUCUUUCACUAUAUUGUUAUGUAUCGGACAUUACAGCAAGACUAGUCAUCUAAUUAUUGGUCAAACUUGAUCAUCAUUCAUCAAUCAACUCAGUAAUGAUACCUUUUUUAAAAUUAAUCCUUUCUCACGUAUUAUAAUUAUGGAAAUUAAACAUUAGUGUGCAUAGCCAGUCUAUAUAAUAUGGAUUUUGAAAUUUUUUGUUCUUUGCUCAGUUAAUUUACUAAGGUUUAACUAAUUUCAAAUCUUUUGUCGAUGUUGUAUUUAUAUGUAUUAAUUGAAUUUGAUUUUCUCUUCUUAAUUUUGACAAAAUUUAAUGCACAUGUGAUUCAAACAAUAUUUUAUGUGAAAUAUUUUAACAAUAUUUAUAAUAUACAUGUACAUUUUAAACUGAGGAUAGCAACAAAUAAUCAUGUGACAAAAUAUUAGAAUUUGAUUGGCCAAGAGUUUGUUGACUAUUGUUUUAUCCCUCUUUUUUGACUGGUUCUUGCAGAUUUUGUUUAUACACAAGUGCAAUCUGUUCAUAAUUUUAUACCUCAUAGUAUAUAUUUUAAUUUAUUGCAUUUAUAUGUUGUAUACUUAAUCAUUAUGUAUACACUUAUUUCAAAAUUAUUUUAUAUACACAUGUAUACACAUUAUAAUUCAGAAAUAGAAAUGUUUGAAGAAUAUACCUUUUGUAGUGCUUAGUUAUUAAGUCAUAGAUGACAUGUAUGCAUUUGAUAUGGAAAGUCAGAAUUAAAGAAAAAAGAUGAUGGAUGAAAAA